Messenger RNA from Saccostrea cuccullata (small rock oyster), 1487 nucleotides. RefSeq lists its product as uncharacterized. The coding region runs from base 29 to 1171 and encodes 380 amino acids. NCBI's taxonomy places the organism in Eukaryota, Metazoa, Mollusca, Bivalvia, Ostreida, Ostreidae. The record is from RefSeq and is a predicted model, not a curated record. The transcript has a single exon.
GAAGCCUCAGUUGACGAAAUGGAACAAGAUGGAAACUGCAUUAAUAAUGCCAUCCACUCUUCUAACAUUCCAUCAGCAUUUGUUUUCAUCACAAACACUGGAAGUCAUGCAAGACUCUAUAACAAAUCAUCCAACGUUACCGAUAUUUAUCAAAGGUACAGAGGAUACAACGGAGAUAGAAAAACAGUUUGGGGAAAUAAAUUGGCCAGUAAAGGAGUUGGUUAUUUCUCAAUACAAAGAAGCCAUUAAUUUAAGUCCCAGUUUUUCACCUGUUAGUAAAGAGAAAGAAGGAGACAGCAGACUGACGAAAUCGCUUUGCGAUAUUCAAGAUGCUCGUUCAGUUAAAUUAGAUCUGAAAAAAGAAAGAAAAAUUAACAUAGGUACAACGAUGAAUCAUCUAUCUCUUUUGUCGUCAAAUAAGUUCUGGGGCAGUGACAUUUCGGGGAAUCUAAUCCUCUAUGUCACAGAGGGAAAUAUUUUAAAGAAAAUAUCCACUAACGUAGUAGAUGUAAUAGGUUACCAUACAGUCACAUCUGAGGGCCACUUACUCUUUACUACUGCCAAAAGUAAAGCAAUCUGCCGAGUGAACAGCGACAUUAACACCACAAGGGUAUUUUUCACUGAGGAUUGGGAACCGGGGGCGGUUCACUCCUCCCACAUCAAUGGAGACAUACUUGUGGGAAUGAAUAAAGAUAAAGAAUCAAAUGUGACCAGAUACAGUAAGGAAUGGAAGAAACUUCAGGUGAUCCAGAGGGGUGAUCAAGGAAACAAUCUUUACAAGAGCAUAACUUAUAUCACAGAGAAUAUCAACGGAGACAUCUGCACAUCAGACUCUAAUGCCAAUAAGGUUGUGGUGGUGACUGCAUCAGGAGAGUACCGCUUCUCUUACUCUGGUCACCAUUCUCAGUCUGGAUUUCGCCCCACUGGAGUCUGUAAAGACAAGCUGGGACAAAUCUUGGUGUGUAAUAGAUAUUCUUCCUUGCUUAGAAAUUAUUCUAGUGUCCACCUAUUGGAUAUGGAUGGCAAUUUUUUGUCAUUUCUGCUGACUCCAGGUCAAGGUCCAAACAAACCACGUGCUAUCUGUAUUGAUGGCGAGCACAUAUUCAUGGUCGGGAGUGAGGAUAGUUCUACUGUCACAGUGUACAAAUUUUUCCAGAAGGACGACAAUUAAAUCUUACUAUUUAAGCACAUACCUGGUAUAACCUAAGGUGUGUGGAAGUUACCCACAUAAAUUGUUAAUUAAUCUUUUGACCAACCCAAGAAACCAACGUUUCAAUGUGAAGAUUUGAACGCUUCAUUGGUAGAAAUGUGAAAUGAAAAAAAAAAUCAUUCACGUUUGGAGAUAAUUUUUUUUUCUAUAAAGAACUCCCUUAAAAUACUUUUUUUUGUUGAACUUGCACUUGUUGUUUUGCAUAAAUUAUUUGUAAAUGGAAUAUUAAUUUAUAUAAUAAUUAACACGCUUAUUUAAUGAGAGAUUCUUCUCUGGU